CGCUCGACAAUGGCUCGUGUGGCGUCGACGUGGAUGCUCGCUACGCUCCUCGCCGCGUUGCUUCUCCUUCUCGCGACCCCAGCUGGUUCCGCCGCUGCGCCCGCGGAAGGCGGCAGCACGGGCACCGUCAUCGGCAUCGACCUCGGCACCACCUACUCCUGCGUCGGCGUCUACCGGAACGGCCGUGUCGAGAUCAUCGCCAAUGACCAAGGCAACCGGAUCACCCCCUCCUGGGUCGCCUUCACCGACGGCGGCGAGCGGCUCAUCGGCGAGGCCGCCAAGAACCAGGCGGCCGCCAACCCGGAGCGCACCAUCUACGACGCCAAGCGCCUCAUCGGCCGCGACUUCGCCGACGCCGUCGUGCAGCGGGACAUCAAGCUGCUGCCCUACUCCGUCGUCGACCGCAACGGCAAGCCGCACAUCCAGGUGCAGGUCAAGGACGGCGACGUGCGGGUCUUCAGCCCAGAGGAGGUCAGCGCCAUGGUGCUUACCAGGAUGAAGGAGACCGCCGAGGCCUACCUCGGCGAGAAGGUCACGCACGCCGUCGUCACCGUGCCGGCCUACUUCAACGACGCGCAGCGACAGGCCACCAAGGACGCCGGCGUCAUCGCCGGCCUCAACGUCAUCCGAAUCGUCAACGAGCCCACCGCCGCCGCCAUCGCCUACGGCAUCGACGAGAAGGGGCCCGAGAAGAACGUCCUGGUCUUCGACCUCGGCGGCGGCACCUUUGAUGUCAGCGUGCUCUCCAUCGACAAUGGCGUCUUCGAGGUCCUGGCCACAAACGGCGACACGCACCUCGGCGGUGAGGAUUUCGACCAGCGCCUCAUGGACUACUUCAUCAAGCUCAUUAAGCGGAAGCAUGCCCGGGACAUCACCGGUGACCUGCGCGCCCUGGGCAAGCUGCGGCGCGAGUGCGAGCGCGCCAAGCGUGCGCUCAGCAACCAGCACCAGGUGCGCGUCGAGAUCGAAUCCCUCUUCGACGGCGUCGACUUGUCGGAGCCGCUCACCAGGGCACGGUUCGAGGAGCUCAACAACGACCUUUUCCGCAAGACGAUGGUGCCCGUGAAGAAGGCCAUGGCUGACGCCGGGCUCAACAAGGCUGACAUCGACGAGAUCGUGCUCGUCGGUGGCAGCACCAGGAUUCCCAAGGUGCAGCAGCUCCUCAAGGACUACUUCAACGGCAAGGAACCCAACAAGGGGGUAAACCCCGACGAGGCCGUCGCGUACGGCGCCGCCGUGCAGGCCAGCAUCGUGAGCGGGCACGUCGACGAGAACACCAAAACCAUGAUCCUGAUCGACGUCGCGCCGCUUACACUAGGCAUGGAGACGGUCGGCGGCGUCAUGACGAAGCUGAUCCCGAGGAACACGGUGGUGCCGACGAAGAAGACACAGGUGUUCACCACGUACCAGGACAAGCAGACCACCGUGUCCAUCAAGGUCUACGAGGGCGAGAGGAGCAUGACCAAGGACAACAGGCUCCUCGGCAAGUUUGAUCUCUCUGGGAUCCCGCCGGCUCCGAGGGGCACGCCCCAAAUCGAGGUGACCUUCGAGGUGGACGUCAAUGGCAUCCUGCACGUGAAGGCGGCGGACAAGGGAACCGGCAAGUCGGAGAAGAUCACCAUCACCAACGAGGGCCGUCGGCAUAGCCAGGAGGACAUCGACCGGAUGGUGCGCGAGGCAGAGGAGUUCGCCGAGGCGGAUCUCAAGGUCAAGGAAAGGGUCGACGCCAGGAACAAGCUAGAGUCUUACGUGUAUGGCAUCAAGGACACCGUCGACGGCAAGAUGGCCGACGCCAUGGACAAGGAUGAGAAGAACAAGGUCGAGGAUGCAAUGAGGGAGGUGAACGAGUGGCUCGACGACAACGCAGAGGCGGCAGACAAGGAGGACUAUGACGAGAAGCUCCGGGAGCUGGAAGACGUGUGCAACCCCAUCAUUACGGCGGUGUACCAGAGGUCCGGAGGUGCACCGGAUGACCACACCGCUGAGGAGGACUACGAUCAUGAUGAACUCUAGGCAGAUGCAUGCAGCUUGUUUGAUCUUUAGUAUCACUAUUUUUUUUUUUCUAGAACUACUUGUACAUAUGCACGUUCCUGUAAUAAUAGGUCUUUUUUUUAGUGUUAUGUAAUAAUAGGUCUUGAUAUUGGUUUAUGUAACCUAUUAAUCU
This is a messenger RNA of Hordeum vulgare subsp. vulgare (domesticated barley), 2164 nucleotides long. Its product is annotated as heat shock 70 kDa protein BIP5-like. Gene Ontology annotation, biological process: cellular response to unfolded protein; endoplasmic reticulum unfolded protein response; protein refolding. The record is from RefSeq and is a predicted model, not a curated record. Gene Ontology annotation, molecular function: misfolded protein binding; ATP-dependent protein folding chaperone; ATP binding. NCBI's taxonomy places the organism in Eukaryota, Viridiplantae, Streptophyta, Magnoliopsida, Poales, Poaceae. Bases 10 to 2013 code for a protein of 667 amino acids. Gene Ontology annotation, cellular component: nucleus; endoplasmic reticulum chaperone complex; endoplasmic reticulum lumen. The transcript has a single exon.